Messenger RNA from Fraxinus pennsylvanica, 381 nucleotides. The record is from the annotation of a GenBank genome assembly. NCBI's taxonomy places the organism in Eukaryota, Viridiplantae, Streptophyta, Magnoliopsida, Lamiales, Oleaceae.
AUGUCGUCCACAUUGAAAGAUAUAGUCCCAAGCAUUGAGCAGUUCCAUGAUACGUACAAGAUGGAUUGCCCGGCUGUCCUCAACUGGCUUGUGACAUCAGGAGUUCUGGCCACUGUUGAACACCGUGCAACUGCUGCUCUGUCCACCACUAUCUCUGCUGCAAUUGUGUCCGGGGGUUCUCAUUUAUCAACUUUGGGUAUUGUAAGUGUGGGAUGUCUCAUAAUCCAGAUGAUGUCGUGGUGCAGUGUGAAGGGUGCAAGGGCUGUGGAUAUCCAUUGCUACGAGAUCCACACUACAACAAAGGACUUGCCUUUACUGAGAAAGAGAGAGAGAGAGAGAUGCCCACUUCCUCUAUUGUCUACUUCUCCCAGAUGUUGUUAG